AUGCCCUACUACCAUGCCAAAGAAGAAGUCCUGAAGGGGAGCAAAGCCAAGAAAAAAUGGCCAGAGAAAUACCAUGGGAUCAACAUAUUCAUGGACAUCUCGUUGUACACAUUAAAGAAACGCAGGGAAUUCCAAAGCAUCAUCACAUUGCUCAGAGAACACCGCAUUGCAUACCACUGGGGCUAUACGGUGAAGAUGCUGGUGCACAGUGAAGGGAAGAUUAAAGUCAUCUUCUCCCCGGCAGAGGGCCAGUGUAUCCUGAGAGAGUGGAAUAUUGCCGAGCUGAACACAGUGGAUCCGCCUUAG
Molecule: messenger RNA, 306 nt
Organism: Pelobates cultripes (western spadefoot toad)
Lineage: Eukaryota; Metazoa; Chordata; Amphibia; Anura; Pelobatidae
Source: the annotation of a GenBank genome assembly